Molecule: messenger RNA, 537 nt
Organism: Sodiomyces alkalinus F11
Lineage: Eukaryota; Fungi; Ascomycota; Sordariomycetes; Glomerellales; Plectosphaerellaceae
Product: N-terminal acetyltransferase C complex catalytic subunit MAK3
Exons: 2
Coding region: 1-537 (178 amino acids)
Biological process (GO): N-terminal peptidyl-methionine acetylation
Cellular component (GO): NatC complex
Molecular function (GO): protein-N-terminal amino-acid acetyltransferase activity
Source: RefSeq, a predicted model, not a curated record
AUGAACGAUCUUCCGGGCACGCUCAAGUACAUACAGUACGAGCAUGGGCUUGAAGAACGAUAUCUUCCCGCCAUCCGGUCUCUCAUUGCUGGAGACUUGAGCGAGCCAUAUAGUAUCUAUGUGUACAGGUACUUCCUCUGUCAAUGGGGCCAUCUCUGCUUCAUGGCAUUGGAUCCCGCUGAUGCUUCCCUGAUCGGUGUUAUUAUAUGCAAACUCGAAGUCCAUUCGUCGCAUUCGCCUCCAACGCGUCGAGGUUACAUAGCCAUGUUGGCAGUGGCGUCGCCCUACCGCGGCAAGGGCAUCGCGACAGCCCUUGUCAAGAAGGCCAUUGAUGCUAUGGCGCAGAGGAAGGCGGAUGAGAUCGUGCUUGAGACCGAGGAGACGAACGUGCCAGCCAUGCGGCUUUAUGAGAGGUUGGGUUUCCUUCGGUCGAAGAAACUUCACAGGUACUACCUGAACGGCAACAGUGCAUAUCGGCUUGUCCUGUUGCUUAAGUCCAUUGAUCCGGAUGCCCUUAUUGAAGAUUCUGAGGAAUAG